GGGCGAGUCCGGCGGCAGCGGCCUCCGGGGCUGGGGUCCGUCUCGGCGGCAGCGGCGGAAGUCUCGCGAGGGAGCGCGGCCGGGAUUUGGCGGCGCUGCCUCCCUCCCUCCCUCCUCCCUCCCUGCCUGUCGCUGGCUGCGAGGCGCUGGUGUUUGUGUGGAAGGGGGAGGAGGAGGAGAAGGAGGGCAGGCGAAAGGAGCCCGAGCCCCACCAUCCGCCGAGGGGAGCGGACCGGAGCCCCCUCGCCGCCCGCGGAGCUCUCUUUCCCUCCCCUCGCCCCGCCAUGGCCUCGGGAGACACCCUGUACAUCGCCACGGACGGCUCAGAGAUGCCGGCCGAGAUCGUGGAGCUGCACGAGAUCGAGGUGGAGACCAUCCCGGUGGAGACCAUAGAGACCACCGUGGUGGGCGGCGAGGAGGACGAGGAGGAGGAGGAGGAGGAUGAGUGCUGCGAGGAGUGCGGCCCGCACCACCCGCCCCAUCACUACCACCACCACCAGCCCAUGAUCGCGCUGCAGCCGCUGGUGUCGGACGGGGACCCCAGCGGGGCGGGCGGCGGCGCGGCCGGCGGCGGCGGGGGGCAGCUCCACCUGCACCACCACCACCAGGAGGUGAUCCUGGUGCAGACCCGCGAGGAGGUGGUGGGGGGAGACGACUCGGACGGACUGCGGGCCGACGACGGGUUCGAGGACCAGAUCCUCAUCCCUGUGCCGGCCCCCGCCGGGGAGGACGAGUACAUCGAGCAGACCCUGGUCACUGUGGCCGCCGCUGGCAGCAAGAGCGGAGGCGGCGGCUCCUCCUCGGCCGGCGGAGGAGGCCGCGUUAAGAAGGGCGGCAGCGGCAAGAAGAGCAGCAAGAAGAGUUACCUGAGCGGGGGAGGCGGCGGCGGGGCCGAGGGCGGCGGCGGCAGGAAAUGGGAGCAGAAGCAGGUGCAGAUCAAGACCCUGGAGGGGGAGUUCUCGGUCACCAUGUGGGCCUCGGAUGACAAAAAGGAUAUUGACCAUGAAACAGUGGUUGAAGAGCAGAUCAUUGGAGAGAAUUCUCCUCCAGAUUACUCAGAGUACAUGACAGGGAAGAAACUUCCUCCUGGUGGAAUACCUGGCAUUGACCUCUCAGACCCCAAGCAACUGGCUGAAUUUGCUAGAAUGAAACCAAGAAAAAUUAAAGAAGAUGAUGCUCCACGAACGAUAGCUUGUCCUCACAAAGGCUGCACAAAGAUGUUCAGGGACAACUCUGCCAUGAGGAAGCAUCUGCACACUCAUGGCCCUCGAGUACACGUAUGUGCAGAAUGUGGCAAGGCCUUUGUGGAGAGCUCGAAACUAAAGCGGCAUCAGCUAGUUCACACCGGAGAGAAACCCUUUCAGUGUACAUUUGAAGGAUGUGGAAAGCGUUUUUCACUGGACUUCAAUUUACGCACACACGUGCGAAUUCACACUGGCGACAGGCCCUAUGUUUGCCCGUUUGACGGCUGCAAUAAGAAGUUUGCGCAAUCAACCAACCUGAAAUCUCACAUCUUAACACACGCUAAGGCCAAAAACAACCAGUGAAAGUCGAGGAGAACGUUCUCGAACUCAAAGCAUCUUACAGGAAAAUCAGUUGGAAAGAAAUACGCCUCCCCUUUGUAUAUUGUUUCUAGGAAAGAAUUUUAAAAAAAAGAACCCUACAAAACUAAAGGACGUGUUUUGAUAAGUAGUAAAUAAAAAGCAAAAAAAAACCACACAGAAAACUUGAAGGUGACAUUGUUAAGAUGAUCCACCUUGGUCUGUAAGCCCGUUUCAAGAACACGGUGUUUUGUAAAGUGUGGCCCCAACUGGACGGGUCAGCUCACGAACUAGCAUCAGAAAAGACAAUUCUUUAUACAACAGUGCUAAAAUUGGACUUCUUUUCACAUUCUUAUAAAUAUGAAGCUCACCUGUUGCUUACAAUUUUUUUUAAUUUUGUAUUUUCCAAGUGUGCAUAUUGUACACUUUUUGGGGAUAUGCGUAGUAAUGCUAUGUGUGAUUUUCUGGAGGUUGAUAACUUGCUUGCGGUAGAUUUUCUUUAAAAGAAUGGGCAGUUACAUGCAUACUUCAAAAGUAUUUUCCUGUAAAGAAAGAAAAGUUAUAUAGGUUUUGUUUGCUAUCUUAAUUUUGGUUGUAUUCUUUGAUGUUAACACAUUUUGUAUAAUUGUAUCGUAUAGCUGUAAUGAAAUCAUGUAGUAUCAAAUAUUAGAUGUGAUUUAAUAGUGUUAAUCAAUUUAAACCCAUUUUAGUCACUUUUUUUGGAGAAAUACUGCCAGAUGCUGAUGUUCAGUGUAAUUUCUUUGCCUGUUCAGUUACGGAAAGUGGUGCUCAGUUGUAGAAUGUAUUGUACAGGCACUGACCGUUUAUUAACACCUGAUAAUAUGUACAUCCCCCAUGUAAUAGAAAGGACAACAAUAAAACAGUGGUCCUAAAGAAAGAAUCUGGCAGAAGAUGAUCUGUAAGCGCAGUCAAUUUUCUUUUGUUGUCCAGAGCAGUUCUAGUUUCUCUUGACCUCCCAGAAAUUGGAAGCUAAAUAAACUCAAGUUUCCUUUACUUUGCAUUCAAUUACAGUGAUUUGUGAUGUAGUUAAGUUAAUGCCACAUCAGGUGGUAUAUCUAAACAGAAUUGCUGACUGUAAUUCUGGUUUUGAAUGACCUAGACUUCCAUUAACUGGAACGAUGGAUUUGGAGACGUGGCAGUGUAGUGGGGAGUGUUCUGUGUGCCUGGACAGCAACUAGGUAAAACUGUACAAGAAAUAACUAAAUGGAAACCUUUGUUUAGUCAAGGUAAGGAAUGUUGGCAGUUUAAAUGCAGUAAUGAUAGAAAGUGGAGGAAUGGUAGGGUUUGGGUGAUCAUACCAGGAGAAAAAAGAAACUGUUUCUUCUUUUGUCUAACUUGCUUGAGUGUAAUGAUAAAAAUUCUUGGAACCUUAUUGGAUACCUUUUGUUUCAAAACAGGAACUUGAAGUUCUAAGAGAACUAGAUGGAGUUGAGUUUUGAUGGUCUAACUAAGAGUGGUUACUUCUCAUUUGUUCAAGUGUUCAAAGAAAACUUAGCAGAUACUAUAGUAAAAUGUGACAGAUUAAUAAACAGAAGAAAAUGCAGAGAAAUGCAUAAGUUAUUUUUUAGAGGCAUGUAACAUAUUUUAAUGCAGUAAAAAGUGUUGUUAAUCUUUUUCUGAAUUCUGUUCUUAAAAAGGUUCAUCAAAGUUUUCAUUGCUAAUACUGUAAAAUAUAAUUUUGAGUCCAGUGUUGGUGGUAGUGGCAAAAACAUGGGUAAUAAAGAAACUGCACUUAAGACCAAGGGAAUUUUCAUCCAUACAUAAGUUAAUCUGAACACUGCAACUCUAGUCUGAGGUUAUUGGGGUAGAAAGAAAGUUGGGACAUUUAAUUGUAAAGUAUGCGUUAGAAUUUUGGCAGUAUUUUUUCUUUUAUAUAUAAGCAGUUUUUGAACAGGACAAUAUACUGAAACUUGUAUAGUUAUAGUUAAAUUAAAUUCUGUAUACAGUUAAAUUAGUGUCUAUUCUUUUUGGAAGGAAAUAAAAUUAAUUCAGUCUA
Molecule: messenger RNA, 3558 nt
Organism: Vidua chalybeata
Lineage: Eukaryota; Metazoa; Chordata; Aves; Passeriformes; Viduidae
Gene: YY1
Product: YY1 transcription factor
Exons: 5
Coding region: 285-1547 (420 amino acids)
Biological process (GO): regulation of transcription by RNA polymerase II
Cellular component (GO): transcription regulator complex; PcG protein complex
Molecular function (GO): DNA-binding transcription factor activity, RNA polymerase II-specific; RNA polymerase II cis-regulatory region sequence-specific DNA binding
Source: RefSeq, a predicted model, not a curated record